Molecule: messenger RNA, 1533 nt
Organism: Cuscuta epithymum
Lineage: Eukaryota; Viridiplantae; Streptophyta; Magnoliopsida; Solanales; Convolvulaceae
Source: the annotation of a GenBank genome assembly
UCGUACAAGGAAAGGAACGGUGUGUGCUGAUGGAAUCGAAGAAAGGGGUGGCGGUGCGGGUGAAUUGGUCAGAUCUGGGCACCGAUCUAUGGUCGAUAAUUGCGACGCGAAUCAAUUGCCUGCAAGCUUUUGUCACCUUUGGCGCGGUGUGUAAGGAUUGGCGAUCAAUAGCAAGCAAGGAGAAUUGGAACAGAUCAGCCAAAGUUCCAUGGCUUCUAGUUGCAGAAAGAGUAGUAAAAAGCAGUGGCGGCAGCAGCACUAGAACCUCUGACUUUACUAUAAAACCCUGUGACGGCAGCGGCAACAGGGUUCGUGAGUUCGCCGACCUUUCGGGAAACAGGAUCUACAGGAUCAACUUACCCAUCGAUAACAUUCUCGAGAAUCCAGUAGCUCCCGUUUCUCCCUUCAGGGAAAACAGAUAUCACCUUUCUUCAAAAGGAUGGUUCUUAAUCUUCGAAGGUUGUUUAAGUCAGCUCACUCUUCUGAACCCCUUUUCUCUUCAAAAAGUUGUUCUGCCGCGUCCUUUUAGUCCUCCACCUGUUGGUAUCCGGCCACAAGUCGUUGGGUUCGCCUUAUCUGCUAGCCCUGGCCUCACAUCAGACUUUGUAGUGAUGAUUAUGUAUGUGUCCCAACCUAUGAGGGGGAGAUUAGCCUUUUUCAGAAACGGAGACCAGGAAUGGACUGAUGUUGGCGGCCCUGGUUUUACAACCAGGGCCAACAUGACAUACCACAAUGGUCGAUUUUAUGCUAUAUAUCCUCGUAAUGAUGCAUUUGCGUUCCUAGUUUUUGAGAUUGAAAUUAGUAAAGGAGGAGCAGCUUCCUUUUCUACACGGACUAGGUCAUUCAAAUAUGACCACUAUAGCAUGUGCGUUUUUUUUUGGAUUGUUGGAUCAUCUCAAGGGAGGCUUAUGCUUGUUUGCUGGAGUAGGGAACGUGAAUAUGAGAGUAGUACAAAUGAGUUCCCUGGCUUCAUUGAUUUGGAUGUUCCUGACGAGAGCCCUCCGUUUUUUGAAGGUUCCAAGUCUGUGUUUGUUGUUGAAGAGAUUGACUUUGAGAGUGGAAAAAGCAAAAAGGUGAAUAACUUUAUGGAAGACCAAGCUUUGUUUUUGGGGAAACAUUCGUCUUCCUUUGUUCGUGUGUGCAAUCAAUCAAUAUUCAAACCCAAUCAUAUAUAUUUCACGUUAUUCGAUGACGAUGAGGAUAGUUUUUGCUGCCGCGUUGGUCUUUACAACCUCGACCGCAGGACUAGUGAGCAAAUGCCCAAUACGUCACUUUACGUCGACUGGAUUGAACCAAGCUUUUGAUUGCCUACUUUGAUUUAAGUGGGGAAUGUUAAGAAUAUUUUAUGACAUCAUUCAUUAUUUUAAGAUCUGGAUUAGGAAAUUUAUUUUUCGUAGGUACGAUAUACUCCGUAUUUUUGGCACUGUAUUCGUACCUAAUGUGGUUUCCCAAUCUGUAUUGUGACUGAUUUUGAUUUUGAUAUCAAAAGUUAAUAAGUUGCUACGUAUUAAGUUUUAGAUUUGCUUUUGAAAU